Molecule: messenger RNA, 7980 nt
Organism: Somion occarium
Lineage: Eukaryota; Fungi; Basidiomycota; Agaricomycetes; Polyporales; Cerrenaceae
Source: the annotation of a GenBank genome assembly
ACCUUGCUUACUACCCUGGUGCUAACUCAACUCUAUCGUCCAGAGAAACAACCUCUGGGAGAUGGGAAGGGCAGAGAUAGAGUCCUGGAUAGCUUCUACCUCUAGCGUUUCAGAGGAAUACGAUGACUCGGCAAAAUCUGGUCCGCUUGAAUGGCGAAGAGAACUGGUCCUAACGGAUUGGGAUCAAGCACUUCAGCUUGCUCAAAAUAGGCUGCUCGCUAGCAGUACAAAAGCUCGUAUACAGUUCCUGAAGGAAGAACUGUUGUUUCUCGCAAGACAUGCUGAUCUUUCAUUAUCACAAAUGCUGGAUAUAUUCAAACUGGUGACCCAGACGUAUACCCGUUAUAUGGAUACUUCAUCGAGAGAAGCUGUUGAGGAUGUUGGCAUCGAGCUGGUGCGCCAGGAUGAGCAGCGCGAGCAGCCACUUGGAAUCACAGAACAGAUACUCGGAUGGCUUGUAAAUGAGGUUUCACAAUUCGCCAAACGGCCAGGAGGUUUUGCGGCUUCAGACAUGUUUGUGUUACUGAGCUGGAGCUGUGGAUUGUAUGCUGUUUGCUUGAAGACAAACGCAAAUUUCACUAGUACCCCGACGUGGCGAGCACUAAUUGGUGUCAUGGCAAUUUUGGUGGAUUUGCUGCUCGACAAGUCGAGUCAUGCGAAGCCGUCAGUGCGCAAGAGCACUCUCGUUCGCGCUCGACGCGCUUUGCGUUCGAAUCCUGAACACCUUCCAAAAGUGAUGGAUACCCUUCUUGCAAUCGCAAAGACCUCCUCAAAUCCGUUAUCUGUGGCUCCUCUACUUGGUAUUUCCGUCGACGUGACACUGAGGCUCAAAAAUGUGAAAGACGAAAGCUUGACUCGUGUUUCUGCCGAACUUAAGGACAAGAUCAUCAAUUUUUAUAGUACUUCUGUGCUCAUGUCAAGGACGCCUGUCGCGUCGCAUGCUUCUACCGCCCUGCACGACUUCAUCGAGACCUACGUCACAGAAAGUGAUCUUGCGACCACAGUGCUUCCGACGAUGGAGAAGUCCCUCCUUCGUUCACCAGAAAUCUCUUUGAGUGUGAUCGCCGACUUCUUCUCUGCUUAUGCGCGAACUAUUGAAGGUGACAUUUUCCGCAGACUCUUGACCCCAGUCCUCAACAGUGCCAGAUCCGCUAACUCGGUUGUACGAACCAAUGCUGCUCACCUGUUCCGCGUAAUCAUCGCCAAGACCGAGUUGUCGGAGGACUUCGAUCACACUCUUACCGAAUUACUCAGUUUGCCCAAGGCUGGCAAAACAUCCGGACCUGAUCAUCGCGUAACCCUUUACACCAUGCUGUCGUAUUUGGUCCCAUCCAACGCUGUAUCACCGAAAGUCUUGCAGUCCAUCCCUCCGCUGCUGGCGAAGGAGACUCAUGACUUGGCUGUAACGAUUCUCGCAUCUGGCUUAAGUCCACACUUGACGUACUGCUUGCGGGAGGAUAUUCCUAUACAUGCUGAUACUGUCACGCUGAUCGUGAAGGAGAUGAAUGGCACCAAGCCAGUCUUGCGCCGUGCAUUCUCAGCCAUGACCGGUGACGCCAUCUGGAACCUAGGUGUAGUCUCAACGCCGACAUCCCUAAAAUUCGUUGAAGAUAUCUUGCCUGCUUUGGAUACAAGUUUGAAGACGGUAUCUAGCAAUCCUCUGGGUACCGCAGCAGGUCCAUUGGAGGGUUAUAUUGCUGUCGCAGUUUUGCUUGGACCUUUAUCUGCAAGCGGCAAAUUCGACGAUUUCAUUUCCCGCAAUGCUACUAUUCAAAGUUUGGUUGCGACUGGCGUCAAACCGUCUUUCUUGAUUUGGGAUAAGGUCUAUCAGAAGCUUACUAGUGCGGACGAAGAAGUUUGGCUACUCCGUGCAAGUGAACGCGCCUUAGUCUUCUGUAAGAGUCAGCUCUUCCAGAGUGAACAAGCUUGUUCAAUGCUUGGUUUUGUCUUCCUCCAUCUGGCCGUCGAGUCCGCUUCACCUGAAUUAAGACGCUCGGCCAACGCUUCUCUUGCGAAGCUCGCACCUCGGGAGCCUGAAAUUCUCAUCAAGACCGUAUCAAACGCGUUGACGUCCUACUUGACAAGAAGCAAACAGCCAACCAAGGGUCAUGUAAGCGACGAAGAGCAUGAAGCUUCUAUUAGCAAGUCAUCAAGACUGGUGGCAUUCCUACUGGCCUGUGCAUCUUUUGGAGAGAAGGUCGAGAAGUGCAUUAGAGAACGGGUACUGAUUGACCUUCUUGUCCUCGCACAUCAUCCAUUACUUUGUGCGCAUUCGAGACAAACCUGGAUUGAGUUGUGUCAAGCUGGUCGGAUAGAUCCUCAUGACUUGGUUAGCUCCCACGCAGAGCGAGUACUAUCCAAGGUCUUAAGCGCUUGCGAUGUGCAAUCAAAAUCGCUCAACCCGAGUUUCGCGGAGGCUAGUUAUCGUGCCGUGACUACGAUAGCUUUUGUAGCACCGGAGGCUGUGGUCCCUCGUAUCGUAGAGCGUAUCGGGCUCGACCUAAAGGCAGACACCAUAGAAGCGUUGACUGAUGAAGAUAUCGGCAUCUGGGCGACCCCAGAUGGAACUACCUAUGUCGAUGUGCUUGCUGGAAAGAAGCAAGAUGAACCACAGAAGAAAGGGAAGGGUGCGAAGGACGCUCAGUGGGAAGCUGAAGUCCGCAAGUCCCUUGCACAGAAAAAGAAGGCUGCUGGUCCACCGGUACUUUCGAAACAGGACGCGGCUCUCGUUCAAGCACAACUUCAAAAGGAGGCAGUUGUCAGAGAUCGGGUGAAUGGUAUCAAAGCUCGAUUAGAACGCGGACUUCACCUCGUUCACAGUCUUGUCUCUGCUCGUGUGGAUGAGCUUCGUGUCCACCUGUCUUCCAUUGUGGAGUUGCUUCUUCGGGGCGGUUUUGGGAAGGCAGUAGCUCUAGUUGGCUCUACAUCUUUUGAGAGAUAUUUGGAUCUGUCAAGUUGUUGUUCCGAUCGUCUCGACAACUUCAAGAGAUGGGUCGGUAUUGCAACUCUUCGUAGUCUUGAGGUGCAGGGAAUUCCAGAAGAACUUCAGGCUGAGCCAAUCAACUCGCUUGUAUCCCGAGUGCUUUAUCGGCUUCGUUCACUGUCAGAGCGGGCCCCCUUCGAUUCAGCGACAUACUCUUAUGCUUAUCCUCUUUUGAGUCAAGUCCUCGUGAACGGGGGUAUCGGCCUAACUGAGGAAGACGAUCCGCUUGAACAGAUUGUACUUUCUUUGCAGAUAGUGAAGUUCCACAGUGGCGAAUUCUCUGACCCGGUUUUCCCCCGCACGAGAACAAUCAAUGACCUACUGCAUACAAUCAGGUAUCAGCCAAAACUUGCAAAGGACGCGUCAUCCACGUUAAUAGAAAUCGCACAAGCUAUGCUUACAAAUGCAACUCGUAAGGAAGUGGAAGUACUACUUCGCGGCUCUCUUAGCCAGGAGGUGUACGUCCGAAAUGCCUGCCUACAGGCGUUGCAGCCAUUCGACCUCACCGAUUUGGACUGGUCUCCGCAACUUUGGAUUGCAUACCACGACGAAGAUAAUCAAAACGCUCGUCUGGCACAGCAUUUAUGGGAAGACAACGGCCUUGAUGUUCCUCAAACUUUCUUACAAGACGUUCUCCCAUACCUUGAGCAUGACAAUGCAUAUGUUCGUUCAAGCAGUGCAUCUGCUCUAGCGGAUGCAGUUGAACAGUGGCCAUCAUCCAUUUCGAACGUAUUGGAGGCACUGCAGAACUUCUACCGCGAAAAGGCUAAGGUGUUGGCGCCUGAGUUUGACCAAUAUGGAAUGCUCGUAGCCCAAAGCGUUGAUCGCGCAGAUCCAUGGCCGGCUAGACUUGCCAUUGCUCGCACAUUGGAACUAUUGGCACCACAUUUCACUAGCGAAACAGUGGUGCCACUGUUCAAGUUCCUCAUCAACGACGAAGCGCUUGGCGAUCGUCAUCCGGAUGUUCGCCGUGGCAUGCUUCAAGCAGGGACUGCUGUGAUAGACCAACAUGGCCCACUGCGCCUUGCUGAGCUCAUCUCCAUGUUUGAAGAUUAUCUCGCAGCUCCGGGUUCUUCCAGUGAAGCUACAGAUUAUAUCAAGGAGGCAGUUGUUAUUCUGUUCGGGCGUGUCGCACGACACCUUGACCCAUCUGAUCCACGGAUUCCACAAAUUGUCAAGAGGUUGAUCGAAGCCCUGAAAACUCCCGCGGAACAGGUUCAAAUCGCAGUAUCGGAUUGCUUGUCGCCACUGGUGAAGAUACAGCAUUCUACAGUAUCGGAUCUCAUAGAUUAUUUGUUCGAUGAGCUCACCAAUGCACCAAAGUAUGCUGCUCGUCGCGGAGCUGCGUAUGGGUUAGCAGGUGUCAUCAAGGGUGCUGGCAUUUCCACCAUGAAGGAGUUCAACGUCAUCGAGCGUUUGCGGGCCGCUGCCGACGACAAAAAGCGCUAUGAGCCACGACAAAGUGCUAUGUUCGUUUUCGAAACAUUUUCCACUGUUCUAGGCAGACUUUUCGAGCCAUACGUCUUGCAUAUCCUACCGCUUUUGUUGGGUUCUUUCGGCGACGCUACAACUGAUGUUCGGGAAGCUACACACGAUGCGGCAAGGGUAAUCAUGGCAAACCUCUCAGGCUACGGUGUCAAAACCAUUCUCCCUUCCCUCCUUGAGGGACUUGACGACAAACAAUGGCGAUCAAAGAAGGGUUCGAUUGAGCUGCUGGGUAUGAUAGCUUAUUGUGCUCCGAAGCAGCUAUCCCAGUCUCUUCCAAUAGUGAUUCCUCGACUGACUGGAGUUCUUACUGAUUCUCAUGCUCAAGUGCGUGCCGCGGCCAACAAGAGCUUGAAACAAUUCGGAGAAGUCAUCAGCAAUCCCGAAAUUCAGUCUUUGGUUCCUGUCUUCUUGAAGGCAAUGGUGGAUCCGGACAAGACCUCCAAUGCUUUAACUGCUCUGCUGAAAACAUCAUUUGCGCAUUAUAUCGAUCAUUCCUCACUUGCGUUGGUUGUACCUAUAAUAGAGCGUGGCCUUCGUGAACGUAGUGCGGAUACCAAGAAGAAAGCGGCACAGAUUGUUGGGAAUCUCGCAUCAUUGACGGAUUCAAAGGACUUUGUGCCAUAUCUCUCUCAGCUCCUUCCUCUAGUUCACGUGGUACUAGCUGAUCCUGUACCCGAAGCUCGAGCUACUGCUGCCAAAUCCCUGGGUACUCUGGUUGAACGGCUUGGAGAAGGCCACUUCCCAGAUCUCGUUCCCGGUCUACUUCGAACGCUCAAGGCCGAUACGUCAGGUGUGGAUAGACAGGGUGCUGCGCAAGGUCUCAGUGAAGUACUUGCAGGCCUUGGAAUGGAACGCAUGGAAGGUCUGUUGCCCGAUAUCAUCGCCAAUGCUCAAGCACCUCGCAGUACUGUUCGAGAAGGGUUCAUGUCUUUGUUGGUGUAUCUGCCUGCAACGUUUGGGACUCGGUUCUCGCCCCAUUUGCCAAGGAUUGUUACGCCUAUUUUGAGUGGUUUAUCUGAUUCCGAGGACUACGUUCGCGAAGCCGCUAUGCGCGCGGGUCGUAUGAUUGUUACGAACUAUUCGAACAAGGCCAUUGAUCUUCUUCUGCCCGAACUUGAGCGUGGGAUGUUCGAUCCAGGCUGGCGCAUUCGGCAAUCAUCUAUUACACUCGUUGGAGAACUGCUCUUCAAAGUCUCAGGAAUUAGUGGCAAAGCAGAAAUUGAAGAGGAAGAAGUUGCAGAGACAGCAAUGGCGGAAUCUUCCCGCAAGGCUCUCAUCGACAUUCUCGGUGUUGAACGCAGAGACCGUAUACUCUCUGCUUUGUAUCUGGCUCGUCAGGAUGCUGUCAAUGUCGUUAGACAAUCGUCUGCGCACAUCUGGAAAGCGCUCGUGCACAAUACCCCUCGAACAGUCAGGGAAAUUUUGCCUGAGCUCCUUACACAAAUUAUUGCUCUCCUAUCCAGCUCUGAACCUGACCAACAGGAGACUGCAGCCCGCACCGUCGCUGAACUUUGUCGCAAAUCCGGGGAGAAGAUCUUGGGAGAAAUCAUGAUCAUUCUCCGCCACAAGUCUAGCUCGACAGACCCUCAGACUCGCGAAGGUGUAUGUCUCUUGCUGUGCGAGCUAAUGGAAAGUACUACAGAUAGCCAACGGGAAGAUCAUGAGGACGCUAUAAUAUCCAUGGUCCGCGUUUCACUGGUUGACGAUGAGGCUAAUGUACGUUCCGCCGCUGCCAAGGCUUUCGAUAUACUGCAGGAGCAGGUUGGUGCGAAGGCAAUCGAUCAGACCAUUCCUACACUUCUGGAAGCUCUCCGACAACCCGGUCAGAGCUCAGGUACUGCGCUUCAAGCACUUAGAGAAGUCAUGAACGUCCGCGCCUCGACUGUGUUCCCAGUCUUGAUACCUACACUGACCGCCUCUCCAAUGACCGUCUUUAAUGCUCGGGCGUUGGCGUCAUUGGUGACAGUCGCUGGAAGUGCACUUAGUAGACGACUCACUGUCAUUCUCAAUGCUCUUGUCAAGGAACUUGAAGCGCAAGAUAAGAAUGCCGAAUCUGAACUUAAAACUGCGUUGGAGGACGCAUUACGAGCACUUCUUCAAGCAAUCUGUGACGCAGAGGGCCUGAAUACGCUGAUGUUGCUGCUUUUGGGAUGGGCGAAACAUGAAUCCGUGGAUCGCCGUGUUAGCGCAUGCAGCAUUUUUACCAUUUUCUGUCAAGUCUCAGAGUUAGACAACUCCCUGUAUCGCGUCGACUGGGUUCGACAACUUAUCUCUCUCCUGGAUGAUCCUCAAGUACCUGUGCAUACAUCGGCUUGGAAUGCCUUCGAUGUGUUCGUCAAGUCAAUUCCAAAAGACGAGCUUGAACCACUUGUUGUACCGUUACGGCGCACUAUCGAGGACACUGGUGCACCGGGUACAUAUGUUCCAGGGUUCAGUCUUCCAAAGGGUGUUUCAUCCACUGUGCCCAUCAUCAUCGCAGGUCUUACCACGGGAAGCAAUGAGCAACGAGAGAACGCAGCGUACGCCAUUGCUGACCUGGUGGAACGCACGGAAGAAAGCGCUAUCAAGCCUUUCGUUGUACCCUUCACGGGUCCACUCAUUCGUGUCGCAACACAAGCUACAACGUAUCCUCCGGGCGUAAAGAUGGCAAUUUUGACGGCUUUGGAGACUAUGCUCGAAAGGAUUCCAGUAUUCGUUAAGCCAUUCUUCCCUCAACUUCAGCGCACUUUCGUCAAGAGUGCUAGUGACCCGUCGAGUCUCGCCGUACGCAUGAAGGCAGCGCAAGCUUUGGGUGUUCUCAUGAAGAAUCAACCUCGUGUUGAUCCAGUCGUGACUGAAUUGAUUACUGGUGUCAAGAACAACGAUGAUAGUAUAGCGAGUAGUUUAGUCCUUGCUCUCGCUUACGUUGUGAGCAAUGGCGAUGCAAACAUUGGAGAGAAGGCAAGGGAAGCAUGCAUGGAUAUAGUGGCUGAAGCGUUCAAGGAACAUCAUGACGAAUCCUUCGUGCAAUCUACGGCUGCGUUAUUUGCUGCACUCGCAUCGCAUCCUGACCUGCUAAGGCCCAUUGUCGAGGCUCACCUUGUAGCCGGCACGCCGCAAUCUGCCCUGGCUUCCCAUUGCAUAGCUGCUGUACUGUCACCCAGCGAAGACGGGCAGAAUAAGGACACCACUCUCUUCCACGAUCUCUCGGUUUUACCGAGUGUAUCUCGAAAGAUUCAGGAAAGCGUUGCAAACGAAAAGCCUUCCAUCUCACGACCGGCUCGGGAAGCUAGGGAUUUGCUCAAAAGUUACGAAGUCAAUCGCUAAUUCGUUCAUCAUCACUAUUGUCGUCGCAUAGCUGCUAUCGAAAUCCUGUAAUCCUAGACAAUCUCUUCCUCGUAUUCCCAUUGUUACGCCGGCUGAGUACGAUACCCAGACCAAUUGCAAUUGACGAUGCAUGUAUAGGAAAGCGUGCAACAUAGAACAAUAUGCUACAUCUAGGAAACGGUGUACAGCAUCAUUAGACACAU